Molecule: messenger RNA, 482 nt
Organism: Zychaea mexicana
Lineage: Eukaryota; Fungi; Mucoromycota; Mucoromycetes; Mucorales; Lichtheimiaceae
Exons: 1
Coding region: 77-361 (94 amino acids)
Source: RefSeq, a predicted model, not a curated record
ACGGUCUCAAGAAAUUCUUACGAGGAAUUUCUUUCGACUAGAAUUAGACACACUGCAUGCAAUAGCCUGCCUUCGAAUGCACGCUCGCCUCCACACCGCACCGCCCCAAACCACAGACCCAUUGUCCUCUUUCCUCAAUCAGCUCCCGCAAUCGAAACCAACUCCAGUCCGCCGCAUUCAACAGCUGCAAACGGCAUGGCUAGUUGUGUGCAUAAUAUUAGCAGAACUCGACGCCCAUCAACUCCCUGGCCCUCAACUGGAUCAAUCCUCUACCUGCAGCAAGCUAGGUAAGCAGCCUUAUUCUUUCUAUUACAUGUCUACGCUUAACCCAACAACAUACUCCCAAGCGACUUCCCCAUGACCUUUUAGCUGUCUCACUCACAGGGUUUUCAUCUCCCUAUUCUUCUUUGACCUGUCUCGAACAAGCAUGUCUUCCCCUGGACGCUAUGUUCAAAUUAAGACGUAUUAUAAAGUCCAAACUU